Suncus etruscus (white-toothed pygmy shrew) is the source of this 2243-nucleotide messenger RNA. It is a transcript of the gene ODAD1, whose product is annotated as outer dynein arm docking complex subunit 1. The record is from RefSeq and is a predicted model, not a curated record. The coding region runs from base 44 to 1978 and encodes 644 amino acids. Gene Ontology annotation, biological process: outer dynein arm assembly; cilium movement. Gene Ontology annotation, cellular component: axoneme. NCBI's taxonomy places the organism in Eukaryota, Metazoa, Chordata, Mammalia, Eulipotyphla, Soricidae. The transcript has 13 exons.
AGUGGACUGGGAGCUGAGCCGGCUGCAGCGCCAGUGCAAAGUGAUGGAGGCCGAACGACGGGCCUACAGCAAGGAGGUCCACCAGCGCAUCGGCAAACAGCUGAUGGAGAUCCAGAAGCUGCAGGGUUUGCGGGACGAGCUCCAGGUGCAGAUCCGCGUGGCGGAGAACCAGGGGAAGCGUCUGCAGGACCGCCAGAAGCUGGAGCACAUGGGCCAGCUGCUCAGUAGCCGGGCGCAGGUGCAGGCCAAGGUGGAUGAGCUGCUGGAGCAGAUCAGGGGCCUAGACAAGGAGAUCCAACAGUGGGAGGCCCGGCUUAUUGCCCAAGGCAAGAAGUGCAAGUCUCGGGGCCUCCAGAAUCAGAAAACCAAAGUGUGUCGGAGAGUCAAGAUUUUGGAAGACCAGCUGGACAGGGUCACCUGUAACUUUGACACAUGCCUCGUGAGGAACACGGCCCUGCGGGAGGAGCUGGACCUUCUGCGGAUCCAGAGGAACCGCUACCUCAGUGUGGACCGCAAGCUGCGGAAGGAGAUCCAGCGGCUGCAGCACCUGGUCAGCUCCCUCAUGGUCUCCUCCACCUCGGCCUACUCGGUCAGGGAGGAGGCCAAGAGCAAGAUGGGGCUGCUGCGGGAGCGCGCCGAGCGGGAGGAGGUGCAGAGCGAGGCCGAGGUGCAGGUGCUGCAGCGCCAGAUCGCGCACCUCGAGCAGCUGCACCGCUUCCUCAAGCUCAAGAACGACGAGCGCCAGCCCGACCCCGCCGUCCUGGCCCGCCGCAGCCAGCGCGCCCAGGAGGUGGCCUCGGGGCUCCGGAAGACGUCGCAGGAGCAGCUGGUGCUGCGCUAUGAGGACGCGCUCCACAAGCUGUCGCAGCUCACGGGGCUGAAGGACCCCGACCUGCUGGUGGACAAGUACCUGGAGAUGGAGGAGCGAAACUUCGCUGAGUUCAACUUCAUCAACGAGCAGAACUCCAAUGUGGAGCACCUGCAGGAGGAAAUCAAGGAGAUCCAGGAGGAGCUGGUGAAGGCGCACAGGAGUGAGGACACCCGGCAUUCCACCGAGCAGCGGCAGCACAUGGACUCCCUGCAGCGCGAGGAAGAAAUUCGCUCUGAGGCGGACAUGCUGGAGGCCCAUUUCCAGAAAAUGAAUGCGCAGCUGGAGAAGCUCAGGGCUGGCAUCCAGAACCUCUUCACCAAGGCGCAGUGCGACAGCAGCUCCAUCCAGGACCUCCUGGGUGUGCGGGACCGUGAUAUCGGCCUCUUCCUGGGCCUCAUCGAGAAACGCCUGGUGGAGCUCCUCAUGGUCCAGGCCUUCCUCGACAUGCAGACCUUCACCUCCAGCAACUUAAACAGCGCGGCGCUCAUGGUGCUGGGCCAGAGCCCAGAGGACAUUCCCAAGAGGUCGAUCCUGCCGCAUCCCCCCAGCAACCUGGAUGACCCCCCAGGGUUCGAGGCCAAGGACGAGUACCCCAUGAACCGAGAUGAGGUGCUGAGCCAAGUGACCAAGAUGGUGAAGCUGGAGAUAGAGGCACAGCAGCAGGAGAUGGCCGAAGGCCUGAAGAUCGAGGACAGUGCCACAAACCUCAGCAGUGGCCGCUUGAUGUCCCGGAGUCCAGGCUCUAUCAUGGGUCCACGGACCAGCAUUGUGGGGGCCACAGGCAGCCGCCCCACCAGCUCUACCGUGGGUCACGUCACCUUCGGGGACCUCAGCUCCAGCGUGGGCCCCAUGACCCUCAGCUCCUCCAGUCACCGGGACUCGCAGGGGGGCCACGUGAGCUUCAAGUCCCCCAGCUUCAGCAGCAGCAUGGGCUACUCGGGCUACUUGGGGAUCAGCCGCGGCCAGGACAGCCUGAUGCCAGGACAGCAGAAGAGAAGCAGGUCGGAGUCGAGUGCGGGCUUCGGGCCUGGCAGAAACCGCUUGGCCAGCCUGGCUUCCAGCAGUGUCCCCAGCUCCACCCCCAGCAAGGACUCAGAGAGCACCUAAGCGCCCCCCAUCCCGCGCCCCACAACAGUGGCCCCAUUUCCCACCACCUUGAGAGCUGCACCUCCCUUUGUCCUCCAGCUUGGUGCCCAGUCCCACUGCCCCUCAGGCUUCCAGGCUCUGCCCACACCUUCCACACCCUGUCUCCUCAAUUCCCACUACUCCCCAGAGUCAGACCCCUACCCAUUACCGUGCACGAAGGGAGAGCCCCAGGCCUGAAUGUCAGGCCCAGUGUGAGUGAUGCAGCAAAUAAAGGUCAGAACUGUCA